Molecule: messenger RNA, 1401 nt
Organism: Melampsora larici-populina 98AG31
Lineage: Eukaryota; Fungi; Basidiomycota; Pucciniomycetes; Pucciniales; Melampsoraceae
Exons: 3
Coding region: 1-1401 (466 amino acids)
Biological process (GO): regulation of cyclin-dependent protein serine/threonine kinase activity
Cellular component (GO): nucleus; cyclin-dependent protein kinase holoenzyme complex
Molecular function (GO): protein kinase binding; cyclin-dependent protein serine/threonine kinase regulator activity
Source: RefSeq, a predicted model, not a curated record
AUGAGCUUGCAUAAUUCAUGGACCAGCAAUGGUAUUAACCCUGUUCAACCCAACCCAAUUUCAGAGCAUUCUUUGAAUCACAAUGUUUCUUUGAUCAAGCCACACAAUACCAUAUUGCUGCAGCAUCCAACAAACAUUCAGAGUCUCACCCAUGACGUACCUAAUCAAUCAGUCACAUCAACUUCAAACUCCAAGAAUUCAUGUGCCUUGAGAGAUGAUGCGCAGCUGCCACACAACACCAACUCACAUGCCUUGAAAGACAAAGUUGAUCUCUCAACUUGCUCCCUGUCUGUCUUUCCCGGCCAAAGUUUCCUCUUUGUUUCAACCUUCUCAACCUACUAUAAAGAACCACCAUGCCAUUCAAAAGCGACUCUUGUGGCUGAAUGUUGGGAUCACCCUAGCUGGGCUCAACCUCCUCAUCAACCUCUCAAAUGCAACAGCAAAUCAACAAGCAUUCCCCAGGUGCUUGCUAUGCCAUUGUUUGAUGUGUUGCCAUCCUUUGCCUUCCCGUAUCAAGAUCCUGUUGAAAAAAUGGAGUCAGUUGAUGUGCUUGUUCCCAACUCCUACCCAGUACCACCACCACCACCUUACAAAGAAUCAGCUGCACCACUCUCUGAUCUAGCCAGUGAAAUGGUUUGGGAACGUUGCUACACACCUGGUCCAUAUCAAUCUCAUUGUACCUCACCUCUCAACAAGCUGUUUUCAAACCCUGUAAAUGAUUCAACCUUUUUGGGGGGACUCCCUUCAGACCAUCAUGUGCAAGGAUACAAAAACUACUACUCCUCAGUCAAUUCUACCUCCCCAUGGGCAGCAAUUCAUGGGCAUCAUCAAGUCAGCCCAGUCAACAUGAUGGGGGUUAACAAAGAUGCAAUGAAGGCUAAUCACUUCCAACCAAAUAGUCAACAGGAUAUCAAACCUUUGAGGACAGAGGUCAAACCUGCCUUUAGACGUUGGACUCAACAAGUGCUUGAACAAACUUUACUGUCACCUCAAGUCCUUGUCCUGGCUUUAUACUAUGUUGAUGUACUUUCAGGACAGGAUGUUUUUGGAGAUUCCAAUCAAGGCAAAUCAUCAUUGAUGCCUUACAAGACACUUCUGGCUGCUUUGGUCUUGGCUAACAAGACACUGGAUGACCACAGCUAUAAGAACUCCACCUUUGCAACCAUUUCAAGCAUGACCAACGCAGAAGUCAAUACUAUUGAGGCAGCAAUGUUGAAAGCCUUGAAGUUUGAUACACUCCCAGGAGCCAAAGAAUGGAGGAAUUGGUUAGGUGUGGUAGUGAUGACAGGCAAACGUGCGAGAAUGAAUUCAGGGAUGAUUCGAAAGAAAGAAGAAGAAGUUUUGAUUGAGAAGCUUAAACUACAGCAUGAUAUGUUGAUGUAUGAAUCAAUCUUUGGUUAA